ACCUGUAUUAAUCAGGCGUGUUUAGACUCGCCUCUGUGGAGCAGCAGCAGCUCUUCUCCUCCUCCAGAUUCAGCUCAGUCAGGAGUGAGUGUGCUGCUGUUCUGCAGGUACUGGCAGUAAAUCAGGCUGUAGAGGAGAGUGUGUGAUUUUAGGGAGUGUGUGUGUGUGUGGAGGAGGGGGGUGUGGGAUAAAGAACAGACCCAGAUCUCAGUGAAAGGCUGAAAUCGGACACCUGAUGGUCCUCCUUUCAGACUCCUCGCUCUUUCUCCUCCCCUCUCGCUCCCUCCAACUAAACGUUGCGAAAUUCUUCAAGUUUUGAGCUCCUCCUCGAGAUCUCCGCGGCCUCUAAAGUUAGCUCCAAAGUUUCUUAUAGAUGAACAUCCAGCCGCUGAACAGCUUAAACAUCUGUUUAACAUUAAGGGAGAAAAGGGGAAAACCGAACCGCGAGCUGAGAAAAGCGUGAAAACAGCGGAGAAAGAACAGCAGCAGCAGGAGGAGGAGGAGGAGGAGGAGGAGGGCGCCUAACGGGACGAAGAGCAGGAGCAGAACUUCUGGAAAACUAUGGGCACAUAGCUGCUGUUAGCUUGGCUGCAUUUGUCACCCAGUUUGACAACUCAAAGAUUUCUGUUUCUGCGUUAAUCCUCCUCCUACAAACACAGGAAUAAAAUUACCGGAGGACCCCCCACAAAAGAAAAAAUGACACCAGGACCUUCUGAGAAAUGAAUCCCAUCUGGAUAGGGCUUUAGUGUGUUAGGCAGAAACAUCACCAUUGUUGGACUCUGUACUGGACUGAAGGUUCCAGGGCCAAUGGAGGGAGAGAAGGAGAGAGAAAGAGAGAGAGGAGAAGAGAAAGAGAGUGAUGAGACAGAGGAGGAUGCUGAGGGAGCAGCCUUGGUGUGGCAGGAAGGCUACACAGAAGAUGACCUGGACUUACCCAUCAUGCACUGGGAAGCUCUGAGCUUGCGAAUCGCAGAACUCGAAAGACAAGAGGAAGAAAAAAGAGAGAGAAAUAAGGAUGUAGCUCGUUGGACAGAGCCAUGGCCGGAGUUACAUGAUCUUAGACACAGGGACGCCUGUGAAGAUGUCGAAGACAGUCGCCUGACUGCAUUAACAUCACGACUCCAGAGUCAUAUGAACCUACAGCUCUGCUUCAUCAACAACAGUGAGAGUGAGGGCGAGGAGGAGGAAGACGGCGCAAAAAAAGAGUGUGAGAAGAGUAGCAGUGGGCAGGUGCAGCAGCCCCAGCAGGGUUCCAGUUCUGUGACCCACAAGAAAACCAAAUCAGGCAGGUUCAAGAGAGAGGUCAGGGCUGCUCUCAGCACGCUCAGACACAAGCUGAGGUUGGAACAAAAACAGACUAUAGCCCCCAGUGAUGCAGUCAAACAGAGACCACACUACGAUUGCAGUGACUUACAGAAUUUCAGCUUAAAGGAGCUAAAAGCUUUGAAGACCACACUGAGUAAAGACAUUCACAACCUCAGCUCAGAAUUGGUGGGUCGUCUUCUGACAAGGGACCAGCUGAGGACUGAGCAGGAUGCCAUGUUACUGGAAAUACAGGACAUGAGGUCGCUGUGAUAUCACAGACAGAGGAGGUCACUUUGUUCAAGGAACAAAAGGGAGGCUGCCACCAUAAAAACAUACAGACCUGGGAGAUCGGCCUGGAAGAAUGAGAUUGUACUGUGAAAAGCUUCACCACUCCAAAAAAGACUGUUUAAAAUUGCACAGAUUUCCAUUUGUUUGAGUUGUUUUUUUUUGUUGUUGUUUUGCUUAUGGUGUUUUUAAAGGGUGUUUUUAAGGCAUUGAUAAGCUGCUAAUGCUGCCUAAUGAGCAAACCUCUUUCCAACUGUCUUUGACAAAUCAUUAAUUUUAUUCUUUUUUAAUCCAGUUUAUUUACAUUUACAUCACACUUACAACAUUUUGGUGAUUUACUCUGUGGGUAAUUUGAUAGUCAAUAGUUUACAGUCACACCCAGACACUUGAGGAGCAAAGAGAUAAAGCAAUAAACUCCAGAAGGGUUGACGUAUGUUGCCGUGUGUUCAGCACCUGCGCUCAGUUUUGUGGGAGAGUCUAGAUUUACAUACUAAAAUGUGGGUUGUGGAACACUGCCUAUAAGAAUAAAUGACAUUGGUGUAAACA
Messenger RNA from Astyanax mexicanus (Mexican tetra), 2136 nucleotides. Its product is annotated as schwannomin-interacting protein 1. Gene Ontology annotation, cellular component: cell junction; plasma membrane. Lineage: Eukaryota; Metazoa; Chordata; Actinopteri; Characiformes; Acestrorhamphidae. The coding region runs from base 808 to 1575 and encodes 255 amino acids. The record is from RefSeq and is a predicted model, not a curated record. The transcript has 8 exons. Gene Ontology annotation, biological process: positive regulation of hippo signaling.